Dermochelys coriacea (leatherback sea turtle) is the source of this 9041-nucleotide messenger RNA. RefSeq names its product neurexin 2 (gene NRXN2). NCBI's taxonomy places the organism in Eukaryota, Metazoa, Chordata, Testudines, Dermochelyidae. The record is from RefSeq and is a predicted model, not a curated record.
UGCGGGAGCAGCAUCCAGCAGCAUCUCUUGUUGCAAGGGAGCCAGGCGGGGGGGGGCAGAAAGAAGAGGAGGAGGAGGAGGGUCCACCACCUUUCUAUUGUCUCCUGCCUUUCUCUGCAGCAGCUGGAUGUACAAGGCCCCCCCCAGAGCAGCUCCGACCUCCUGCGACGCCGGAGCUGGGCCGAGCACCCCCUGUGGGCGCGGCUGGCUCUGCACCCCACUGGAGGAGGAUGCUGUAACUUGCUGGAGCCAGACCUGGAGCCUGUGAUUGGUGGAGGCUGGGUGGGGGGAGGGGGUUGACUUGGCCGGGGCCUGGAUUUGUUCUCUCAGACUUCUGGAUAUUUGGAUCCUGGCGUCCUAUCUCCCCUUGUCACUGAGUGGCAGUGAAAGCCCCCCACCCUCCCUCUGAGUGGAGUCCCCCUCUCAUCUCCACCUGCUCCCCGGCCUCUGAGGAAGCCACCGCUCCCCAACCCUGCCUGCCCCUCCCCCCCCACAUGAGGAUCUGAGGCUGUGGUGGUGGGGGGGCAGUGCCCAGCAUUUGCCUUGGGGGGGGGCAGGGACAGAUGAGACUGGGUGUCAUGGCCAGACUGCUGUCCUUGGCGCUGCUGAUGGGUGCCCUGCUGGGCCCUGGGGCGGGGGGGGCGGCGCUGGAGUUUGGUGGCGCCACAGGGCAGUGGGCUCGCUAUGCCCGCUGGGAUGCCAGCUCCUUGGGGGAGCUGAGCUUUAGUUUGAAGACAAACGUCUCACGGGCGCUGGUGCUUUACCUGGACGACGGGGGGAACUGUGACUUCCUGGAGCUCAUGAUCGCCGAGGGGCGCCUGCGUCUGCGUUUCACCAUCUCCUGUGCCGAGCCUGCCAAGCUGCACCUGGAGACGCCCGUGGAUGACGACCGCUGGCACAUGGUGCUCCUGACCCGCAACUACCGGGAGACCAUGCUGGUGGUGGACGGCGAGGCCAAGGUGGCAGAGGUCAAGUCCAAGCGGAGGGACAUGGCGGUGGAGAGUGACCUCUUUGUGGGGGGGAUCCCGCCCGACGUGCGCCUCUCGGCCCUCACCCUGAGCACCGUCAAGUAUGAGGUGCCCUUCAAGGGGCUGGUGGCCAACCUCAAGGUGGGCGACACACCGCCGGCCCUGCUGGGCAGCCAGGGCAUCCGCAGCGACACGGAGUACCUGUGCACCAAGCAAAACCCCUGCGCCCACGGUGGGCUCUGCAGUGUGCUGAACGGGGAGGUGCAGUGCGACUGCAGUAUGACCGGCUUCCAGGGCAAGUUCUGCAGCGAAGAAGAGCAUAUGAUGGAAGGUCCUGCUCAUCUGACGUUAAACAGCCAAGUAGGGUCCAUUCUGUACUCGGAAGGGGGGGAAGGGAGAGGAGCCGGUGAGGUGCCGCACACAUCGAAAGGGAAGGAGGAAUACGUGGCGACCUUCAAGGGCAACGAGUUCUUCUGCUAUGACCUGUCCCACAACCCGAUCCAGAGCAGCACUGAUGAGAUCACGCUGUCCUUCCGCACCCUGCAGCGCAAUGGCCUCAUGCUGCAUACGGGGAAGUCGGCCGACUACGUCAACCUGUCACUCAAGAGCGGGGCUGUGUGGCUAGUCAUCAACCUGGGGUCAGGCGCCUUUGAGGCGCUGGUGGAGCCUGUCAACGGCAAGUUCAAUGACAACAACUGGCAUGACAUCCGGGUGACCCGGAACCUGCGCCAGCACGCAGGAAUUGGACACGCUAUGGUGACCAUUUCCGUGGAUGGUAUCCUGACAACAACGGGCUACACGCAGGAGGAUUAUACCAUGCUGGGCUCAGAUGACUUUUUCUACAUUGGGGGCAGCCCCAACACAGCUGACCUGCCGGGGUCCCCUGUCAGCAAUAACUUCAUGGGGUGCCUCAAAGAUGUCGUGUACAAGAACAAUGACUUCAAGCUGGAGCUGUCACGCCUGGCAAAGGAGGGUGACCCCAAGAUGAAGAUCAAUGGGGACUUGAUGUUCCGCUGUGAGAAUGUGGCAGCGCUGGAUCCAGUCACCUUUGAGUCGCCCGAGGCCUACAUCUCCCUGCCCAAGUGGAACACCAAGAAGACUGGCUCCAUCUCCUUUGACUUCCGCACCACCGAGCCCAACGGGCUGCUGCUCUUCAGCCAUGGGCACCUGCAGCCCCCGCGGGAGGGCCGGGCUGAGCGCCCACACAAGGCUGACUACUUUGCCAUGGAGCUGCUGGACGGCCACCUUUACCUGCUGCUCGACAUGGGCUCUGGGGGCAUCAAGAUGCGGGCCAGCAACAAGAAGGUCAAUGAUGGCGAGUGGUGCCACGUGGACUUCCAGCGUGAUGGGCGUAAAGGCUCCAUCUCAGUGAAUAGCCGCAGCAUACCAUUCCUGGCCAGUGGGGAGAGCGAGAUCCUGGACCUGGACAGCGAGAUGUACCUGGGGGGCCUUCCCGAGAACCGGCUGGACUUGAUCCUACCUCCUGAGGUGUGGACUGCCUUCCUCAACUAUGGCUAUGUGGGCUGCGUGCGGGACCUCUUCAUUGACGGCAAGAGCCGGGACGUGCGGCGCCUGGCCGAGGUGCAGAGCGUGCCUGGCGUCUCCAGCUUCUGCUCCCGGGAGACCCUCAAGCAAUGCAGCAGUGCACCCUGCCGCAAUGGGGGGGUCUGCCGUGAAGGCUGGAACCGCUUCAUCUGUGACUGCCUUGGCACUGGCUACCUGGGCAGAGUGUGCGAGAGAGAGGCCACGGUGCUGAGUUAUGAUGGCAGCAUGUACAUGAAGAUCAUGCUGCCAGGGGUGAUGCACACGGAGGCUGAGGAUGUGUCUCUGCGGUUCAUGUCCCAGCGGGCCUAUGGCUUCAUGCUGGCCACCACCUCCAAGGAGUCGGCUGACACCCUGCGCCUCGAGCUUGACGGCGGGCAGAUGAAGCUCACCGUCAACCUAGACUGUGUCAGGAUAGGCUGUAACCCCAGUAAAGGCCCCGAGACCCUCUUCGCUGGCCACAAACUCAAUGACAAUGAGUGGCACACAGUGCGGGUUGUGCGGCGCGGGAAGAGCUUGCAGCUCUCGGUGGAUAACGUCACCGUGGAAGGGCAGAUGGCUGGCGCGCACACCCGCCUGGAGUUCCACAACAUCGAGACCGGCAUCAUGACGGAGCGCCGCUUCAUCUCCGUGGUGCCCUCCAACUUCAUUGGGCACCUGAGCAGCCUGGUGUUCAAUGGGCUGCCCUACAUCGACCUGUGCAAGAACGGCGACAUCAGCUACUGUGAGCUCAAUGCCCGUUUCGGCCUGCGCAGCAUCAUUGCCGACCCCGUCACCUUCAAGAGCCGCGCCAGCUACCUGGCGCUGGCCACACUGCAGGCCUAUGCGUCCAUGCACCUCUUCUUCCAGUUCAAAACCACCGCCACCGACGGCCUCAUCCUCUUCAACAGCGGCAAUGGCAACGACUUCAUCGUGGUGGAGCUGGUCAAGGGGUACAUCCACUAUGUCUUUGACCUGGGCAACGGGCCGUCGCUGAUGAAGGGGAACUCAGACAAGCCGGUUAAUGACAAUCAAUGGCACAACGUAAUCGUGUCUCGUGACACCAGUAACAUCCACACGCUCAAGAUCGACUCCCGCACCGUCACCCAGCACUCCAACGGUGCUCGCAACCUGGACCUCAAGGGAGAGCUGUACAUCGGGGGGCUGAGCAAGAACAUGUUCAACAACCUGCCUAAGCUGGUGGCCUCGCGGGACGGCUUCCAAGGCUGCCUGGCCUCUGUGGACCUCAACGGCCGCCUGCCCGACCUCAUCGCUGACGCCCUGCACCGGAUUGGGCAAGUCGAGAGGGGCUGCGACGGGCCCAGCACCACGUGCACUGAGGACUCUUGCGCCAACCAGGGCGUCUGCCUGCAGCAGUGGGACGGCUACACGUGUGACUGCACCAUGACCUCGUACGGUGGCCCCGUGUGCAACGACCCUGGCACCACGUACAUCUUUGGGAAGGGCGGGGCACUUAUCACCUACACCUGGCCGCCCAAUGACCGGCCCAGCACACGAGCGGACCGGCUGGCCGUGGGCUUCAGCACGCACCAGAAGAACGCCAUCCUGGUGCGGGUGGACAGCGCGUCUGGGCUGGGGGACUAUCUGCAGCUGCACAUAGAUCAAGGCACAAUUGGGGUCAUCUUCAACGUGGGCACGGAUGACAUCACCAUCGAGGAGACCAAUGCCAUGGUGAACGAUGGCAAGUACCACGUGGUGCGCUUCACCCGGAGCGGGGGCAAUGCCACGCUGCAGGUGGACAACUGGCCCAUCAAUGAGCGCUACCCAGCAGGGAACAGUGAUAAUGAGCGGCUGGCGAUUGCUAGGCAGAGAAUUCCGUAUCGGCUCGGUCGAGUAGUAGAUGAGUGGCUACUCGACAAAGGUCGACAGCUGACAAUAUUUAACAGCCAGGCCGCUAUCAAGAUCGGGGGCCGUGAUCAGGUCCGCCCCUUCCAGGGCCAGAUCUCGGGGCUCUACUACAACGGGCUCAAGGUGCUGUCCCUGGCGGCCGAGAGCGACCCCAACGUGUGGGUGGAGGGGAACCUCCGGUUGGUGGGCGAGGUGCCCUCCGUCAUGACCACCGAGACCACUGCCACCACUCUGCUGGCUGACAUGUCCACCACCAUCAUGGAGACUACCACCACCAUGGCCACCACCACCACGCGGCGCGGCCGCUCUCCCACCAUGCGCGACAGCACUCCCCAGAACACAGAUGACCUGUUGGUGGCGUCAGCUGAGUGCCCCAGUGAUGAUGAGGACCGAGAGUGUGAGCCCAGCACAGGAGGUGAAUUAGUAUUGCCCAUAAUUACCGAAGAUUCCUUAGACACCCCACCAAUUGCCACCCGGUCUCCAUUCAUACCCCCGCCACCUACCUUUGGCCCCUUCCUAACCGUAAUAGAGACCACCAGAGACACCCUAGCCCCUUCCGCCAAUCAAAAACCCCCAUGCUUAGCCGACCAAGAGGACAGCGAUUGCGAAGAGGGCAUUGAGGCUUCCGGUUACGCCUCGGGCGAGGUCUUCGACUCCAGCCUGCCCCCUACUGAUGACGAAGAUUUUUACACCACAUUCCCCUUGGUCACAGAUAGGACCCUGCUGGCCAGGCCAGAUGGAGCAUCUAAAAAGUCCCAAGGCUUCAGGCCCAACAUUAGGACAGGAGUGCCGGCUUCAUCCUCAAUCCCUGAGCUCCUGACCUCCACUGCCUCUCCCGAUCUGGUCCGUAACAUCCCCGCCGGCAAAAUGAACAAUCGCGAGGCCCCCAAGUCCCAUCCAGACCAGUACCCCCCUCUGCCCACCUCUUUUGAACUCGACAACCGUAACAGGCAUAAGUACCCUGGUAUAACGUCUUCCCCCAAUUUCCACAAUCUACCCACAGCUAACCCCACCGGCUCGGGGGAGAGGGGUCCCCCAGGGGCCGUCGAGGUGAUCCGCGAAUCUAGCAGCACCACGGGGAUGGUGGUCGGCAUUGUGGCGGCGGCCGCCCUGUGCAUCCUCAUCCUCCUCUAUGCCAUGUACAAGUACCGAAACCGGGACGAAGGCUCUUACCAGGUGGAUCAGAGCCGGAACUACAUCAGCAACUCGGCACAGAGCAACGGCACGGUGGUGAAGGAGAAACCCACCUCUGCCACCAAAACCCCCAGCAAGAGCAAGAAAAACAAGGACAAGGAGUAUUAUGUGUGAGUCUCCGCCCCCCCCCGCCCCGCCUCCCUCCUGUCCCUCUGGUGGCGAGCGCGCGCGAGAGACGAUUGCAGGGUGAGAUCGCUCAAAUCAUGCCAACCUUUGGAUACAAGAGACCAACGGAACCUCCCAGCCUUCCUGUCUCCUCCCUCUGCAUCACACAGGCAACCAGUGGAUCCUGCCCCCCCACCUCCAACCUGCACUGGUCUCAGUUUGUUCAUUUCCCCCUUUUUUAAUUUUUCAGUUCAUCCUCAAAAAUUAAUAACAACCACCCCAAAAUCAAAAUCGUGCUCGCUUCCCCUCCCCCCCACCCCGGAUUCCUUCAGAUCUUGGGGGUUUGUUUAAUUUAUUUUCUUUUUAGCAAACAAAGUGGGGGAAAGAACACGGCAGGGGGCAAUCAAAUCACACACGCCAUGGUUAGAGGUUGGCACCGGAAAUAAGCGACCACUUGGAGACCAAACAGAAAACGAAGAUCUGGGGGUGGGAUAGAUGGAUUGAUGAAGGCUUCGGAGCUCCCUAGAUAAAGCUGAGCCAGGAUUUUGCCUUUUUAUAUAUAUAUAUAUAUAUAUAUAUAUAUAUAUAUAUAUGUGUGUGUGUGUGUGCAUAUAUAUAUAUAUAUAUAUAUAUAUAUAUGCGUGUGUGACAGCUGAUUCCCCCCUUUGUUAUUCCAGAAGGUUAGAUGCCUCCUCAUCCGGAUGAAACUUUGGGGUACAUUUCCCCACCCCUUUUAGACCCCUCUCCCAUGCCCUGUUUGGAAACAGACUAAUCCAAUUGGGAUACAAAAGAUUUGAUUUUUCUCUCAUAACUAUCGACAAAAUUCCAACGCGGAGCAGGAUACAGCUGGAUCCAGAAAACUUGGCUGGGCAAAGAUUUUGGGGACAAAAAAUUGGUCUCUCUCAGAAUUAUUAUUAAAACAAUAAAAGAGGGGGGUUCUUUAAUUAUAACUGAUUUUUCUCUCUCUCUUUGUUAAUGUGUCAGAGUCUUGGAAAUGUGUGGAGUAAACUGAACCGAAACAAACAAAGUCACGAACACUCGGGAAAAUAAAAAUGAAUCCAUUAAUAACGAUGGUAGUAAAUAAAGCAGUUAACAUGGAUCUUGUCCAACUAUGGAACUGAUCGGCUAUUCGGCUCUCUGCUCUGUAGUAACAAAAGGGGGUGCUACUCUCAAAAGGGUUAGAGUUGGGAUGGUGUUGGUUUUUGUGAAACAACAGCAAUGGGAGCUGACACUGGUUUGGGAGUACCUGCUUGGGAUAUGUGGGGGUGGGGGUGAUGGGAAAAUAUAUGAUGUUUCUGUUCUGUUUUCUAGGGGAUUGAUGGCAUAAUUCCUUUUCCCCUGUGCUCCUCCACUCCCAUCCCCUUUUCUCCAUGCCAAGGUGCUAUUGUGAUCAUCCUUUAAGUGUCUUCUCAGAGCAUGUCCUUAAAUUGUAUUGUUCUUUCAAGGUAUCUAGAACAGGGGGGUAAGCAGCUGUUGAUGGGAAUUUGCAAAUUAAGUGUGGGGGGGUGGAGGCAUUGGACUAUUUCCUUCACCCGCACCUUCUCCCCUCACUGGGAGAAUUGAAAAGGCUUUUCAAAUGACUAUAUAUAAAGAGAGCUCUCUCUAUAUAUAAAAUAUAUAUAUAUAUAUAUAUAUAAAAAUAUAUAUAUUAUAUAAGGUAUAUGUGUGGACAGUUUAACACAGAAGAAUCAAAGAGGGUUUGGAAGAAUGUUUGAAAAGGAGCUAGAGACAAAAAAUUUCUCCCCACCAAGGUGUGUGGCGCGUUACAGGUAGGAUCCCUCGAUGAUCUCUGGGCACGGCCGCUGGAGACCAACUCCCAUCUUUGAUCAGUUUCUGCAAGACUCCAGUCCAUCCUUCUGCGUGCGAAUUGGCCGACACGGCCGGCCCCCUGCUUCCAGACAGGGUAGUGCCAUGGGGCCUUGCUCUGUCGGCAGCUUUCUAGCUGGUUCCGAUGCAGCAACGCACUUCAGCACCUGCCUAGCUCAAAGCACGGGGGUCAUCUGGUCAAAGCCAGUAGGGAAAGAGUCACAGAUUGGAAGGGAGACAUGGCAGAAUUUUGCCCAGAGAUUCCUGCACCCAGCCCGUGACUUGCGUCCCAAUUAAACCAUAUCUAUUGGAUGAUAGAAAGCCCUCAAGGGAUGAAGAAUCCUCUACAUCCCUCAGGGAACGGCUCUAAAAUUUCAUUCCUCAUCUUCCCCGUUAAAAACGUGCAUCUUAUUGGCGCCAACUAGCCAUCAGAUCUCACGGUCCAUCUGCUAGAUCUAGUAGUAAACUCCUUUUCUCUGGGGCCAUAUCAUGAAUAAAGCAAGGGAGCUGUGCUAGAUUGGGAUUGGAGAACUCCAGCCCUACCAGGAUCAAGCCCAUCACUGGGAGGGGUGUCAGGAGGCGAGGGAUUUGGAUCAGAAUUCUUUCUUUCAGAGUGAUAGGAUGCAGGUGAAAUAGGCAUUUCAAUUUCUCAAGCCUGGCAAAGUUAGUGCAAACUCCCCUCGCCUUCAAAGCUAAAAUGCCAAAAGGGGCUAGCAGCGAGAUGGAGAGAGAGCGAUAUAUCUGCCAUUGUAAGCUGUGAACUGAAAUAAUUUCAUAUUAAUUUUCAGGCUUUGAGGUGUUUUUUUAGAAAAGGCAUCACAUUUUGCAAAGUUUCCAGGGUAUUUAGGCUCCUACACUUUUUGAAAAUGAAAUUUAGGCUCCUAAAUCCCUUAGGUGCUUUGGAGAAUGUUAGCCAACAUGAAAUUUGGUGGGCAUCUCUCAGCAUCUUAGACCAUUGCAUGAGCUCGAGUUCUGUAUUUUUCUCUUACCAAAAAAACCAACAUUUUUUUUUAAAGACGCAGAUUAUUAUUGGAGUUUCCUUCAUUCCAAACUUUGCCACUUAAUGGAACUGUCUGCAGGGUGAAGGAGGGGGAUUUCUGGCCGUUUCUCUAGGAGUGUAAUGAACAUUAUCAACUGUAAAUUAAUUUGUACAUUAUUAAUAUUUUAUUUUUGUUUGGGGGAGGGGCUUGGGCGGAGAAAUGAAGGUUGCAAACUCUAUUUUAAAAAUAUGACACUGAUGAAUAUCCUCUUUUUAAAAUAUUGAGAGAGAGAUUGGUUUAUUUUAACAAUAGAAUUCCCAAUCUUUUUCCUUUACAGCAUUCCAGGUGGGGAGGAAAUAAAUUUUUAAUUCAUUCUUUUUGUGUCAGUUCUGGUUUGGUUUUUUUAGCGAACAGAAACCCCUUCCUCAUUGUUUUGGGGGAAAUACUCUGUGGUUCUGCAUAUUUACCCUGUAAACUUCCUGUACUCUUCAAUGUUACUGUAAAGUGUUACCAAUUAUGAUGAAGUCAAAAAAAACCUUUCAACCCAUGUACAUUACCGCAAAGGGGAAUACAGUUGAUUCUAUACUUCGUACAACUC